UCGAUUGUCUAGCGGUUGAGUUGGAGCCCUGGUUCAGCCCGGCAAAAAUUGCGUUUUUCUUGUAUUUGUGAAAUUAUUUGGAUUUCGCCAAAGGAUUGAAUGUCUCGUUGAUAUGUCGUCAAUAGAAAAACUAUCCAUUCAAGGCAUUCGUAGUUUUGGAUCUAAUGCGGAAGAUCGACAAGAAAUAACAUUUUCAUCUCCGGUUACUUUAAUUCUGGGCCAAAAUGGAUGCGGCAAGACCACUAUAAUAGAAUGCCUAAAACAUGCCCUAACCGGUGAGUUUCCACCAGGAAGUGAUAAGGGCAAGAAUUUCGUCCAUGACCCCAAAAUAUUUGGUCUAAAUGAGUCCUUGGGACAGGUAAAGAUUCAAGUGCGCGACAAGCGCGGUGCUCAAAUCUCCGUUUGUCGUACCAUGAAGGUGGCCUAUAAGAAUGGAAAACCUUCAUUUGGUAAAAUGGACUCUACGGUUAAUUUUCUCUCCGGUGCCCCAGGGUCGAGCAGUAGUGGCAAUCUCGAUUCCUUGAGUGGACGCACUGUGGAUAUCAAUGUGACCAUAUCGGAUUUCAUGGGUGUAUCCGAGGCUAUUAUAAAUAAUGUCUUAUUGUGUCAUCAAGAGGAUUCCAGUUGGCCAUUAGAUGAGGCCAAGAAAUUAAAAGAGAAAUUCGAUGCCAUUUUUGGCAUAACCGAAUACAACAAAGCUUUGGAUAAGAUUAUCAAAAUGCGGAAGGAAGCCAAAGAUGCGCUUAAAGUGAUGGAGGCUGGAAUGAAGCAUAUUGCUUAUCUGAAGCAGGAAAUGGAGGCCAAAAGCUUGAAUCUGCAAAAAGCUGAAGAGAAAUGUGAAGACAUAAAGAGCCAGUGCCAAAAAUGUGAGGAUGAUAUGAAACCUGUUGAUGAACGACUCUUGGAAAUACGUAAAAUCGAAUUCGAGGUUGGCAAAUAUCAGGCUCAACAAGUCGAAAUGGAGACCAAGCACAAAAACUGCAAAGAACAAAUUAAUACAAUUUCAAAAAAGAUCAAAACACUUUUUGAGGGUUCUCUAGCGGAGUUGGAUCUGGAGAUACGUAACUUUGAUCAGCGAAUGUCGGAAAUUAAAUAUCAAAGAUCAGACUUCGAAGAGCAACUAUCAAAGCUAACACAAUCAGAAGGAGAUUUGCAAAAAGCCCUGACCAGUCAGGAGAAAAAACGUUUGCUAGCCCAACAGCAACAACAAAGCGAGCAAACCUGCAAGGCAGAGUUGGUGAAACGUCUGAAAGAUCUAAGCCAACAAUUGCUCAUACCCAUCGAAGGGGAUCUAAGCAAACAACCAGAAAAAUUGAGUGAACUUCUCGAGGAUAUUGAAGGAGUUCUGUUGGGCAAACAGUGUGAAAUUGCCGAGGAGAGUGAUCGCAACGAUAAGGCGGAUCAAGGCAGGCAAUUGAAAAUUGAUGAACUUCGCAUUGAACUCAGCAAAUCGGAGCAACAAAUCACUGCACAGGAGAAACAGAAGGUGGUGAGUGAAAAGGAAAGCGGUUCCCUAGAAGUAAAAAUCAAACAGAUUGAGACCUCUAUGCAUCAAUUAAAACUCUUGGAGAAGCAAAUAACCGAAGCAGAUGAAGUAUAUGAGCGCACAUCACGGAAUUUUAAUCAGGAAGCCUGUCGUCAGGUUAUAGCCGAUAAAAAGUCUAGCAUUGCAGAGAAACAAGAACGUUUCAAGAAGCUGGAUAAACAAUUAACAUUCCUAAGCUCCAUGUCCAAGCUGAUGGCCGAGAUAAAUCUUAAAGAAAAAGAUUUGGAAAAGAAAACUCAAGAGAUUCAACGUGUUCGCAAUCGUCAUAGCGAAAAUUUCAGUAAAUUCUUCAAGGAGCCCAUAACGAACAAUUAUCGACGCUCCCUGCAGAAUUCCUAUGACUCACUGCGCCGAGAGAUACGGGAGCUCAAUGAGAAGGCCAAUGCACAGAAACUUAAAGAACAGUCUUGUGAAAUUAAACGUAAAAAUAUUAUGAGUGAUAUAUCACGGAUGGAAAAGGAGUUGAAGGAGGCAGAAGAACUGAUUUAUCAAAAAUGUCAUUCCACUCCAUAUGAGGAGCUGCUAGAGCGUAGCAAAGCAAACAUAUCCAAAUUACAAUUCGAGCAUGGUGCAUUAACAUCCGCCGAGGCCAUGUACAAAAAAUAUAUUCAGAAAAUCACUGAGGAGCCUUGCUGUCCUUUGUGCCAUCAUAAUAUGUCGGGCGAUGAGGCUUCCGAUUUAAGCUACGAAUUGACAGAUGAAAUUGAAAAGUUGCCAGAAAACAUUGAAAGAGCCUCUAAGGCCUUAAAAGCCGAGCAAUUAAAAUAUGAAAACCUGUUGCAAAUCAGGCCUAGCAUAACGAAAGUUACAGAAUUAAAGAAAACCAUUCCAGAAAAGAAAGAAGAAUUACAUAAAAUCGAAGAAUUGCUAGGUGAUUCGGUCAGCGAAUAUGAAACAAUGAUGGCUCUCAUUGCAGAGCCAACACAGAAUAUGGAAUUGGCCAAUUCCAUGUUAGGCGAUAUGUCUCUCCUAGAUGAAGCACUCAAAGAGUCUGUCAGAGUUAAAAGAGAGCUGGAACAAGCUAAAAGCAAAUUGCCCGAUAACUAUGAUUCCAGCGUUUCAAUGGAAGCCUUGCAAAAUGAGAAAUCAGAGGUAUCCAAAGAGCUGGACACUGAACGAAAGACUUUGGAGUCCAGUCAACAUAAUUUUGAACAACAAAUGGAGGCUUUGAAUCGUUUGCGAGAGGUUAAAAAUGCUCUUAAAGACAAGCAAAUCAAAUUGCAAGAGGGAGUCCAAAGUUUGCCUCAACUAAAGGAUCGUCUGGAUGAGCUUACACGCCAACUUGUUGCCAUAACUACGGAAAUCAGUGAACUGAAGUCUAAAAUUCAACCUUUAAAGCAAAAACUUGCCUCUUCCAUUCAAGAGAAAAGCCGCUUAAAGGAGCAAGAUCGUGCCAAAUUAAAUCAGUUGACUAGCAAACUUAAUUCAUACAAAAGUGCUGAUCAGGACAUACAAAGAUUGAAUACGGAGGCUUUGGACUAUGCCAAAUUGGAUAUUGCAAAUGCGAUUAAGAAACAUGAUAGCUCCAUUAAUGCCAUGAAAGAAGAUCUUACCAAACUGGACUCCGAAAUCAAAGGCAAGACUAAGGAAUUGGAAGCGAUUAAAAUGAAAUGCGCAAAUCAGCAAACAGUCGAACGAGACCUCAGGGAUAAUCGUGAGCUGAAGCAAUUGCAAGAAAAGGAAGUCAAGCUGAGUGAAAAUUGUAAAGAUCUAAACCGGCAAUUGGGUAAUUUAGAUUUCGGUGGUGUAAGCAAGGAGAAGCAGGAGCUAGCCAAACAGCGAGAUGCAGCCACUGUACGCAAAGGCGAACUUCUUGGCCAGCUGGGCGAGAUUAAUAGCCAAGUGCAGAAAUUGCAGCGGGAAAUCAAUGAGCCCAAAUAUAAAGAGUCGCUGAAGAAUUAUCGCAAAGCCAAUUUCGAGUUGCAUGUGACGCGUCGCAGCAUUGAAGACUUGGGUCAACAUCGUCUGGCUCUAGAAUGGGCCCUGAUACAAUUUCAUUCGGAGAAAAUGGAGAAGAUCAAUCGAUUGAUACGUGAAUACUGGCGGAUGGUCUAUCGUGGCAACGAUAUUGAUUACAUUGAGGUCAAGACCGAAGAUGAUAAGAGUAAGGGUAUAGAGGAUGGCAAAAACAAGGAUACACUGGCCGAUCGUCGGAAGAGUUACAAUUAUCGUGUGAUUCAAUCGAAAAAUAAUAAUGAGAUCGAAAUGCGUGGUCGGUGUAGUGCGGGUCAACGGGUUUUGGCAUCCCUCAUCAUACGCAUGGCUCUUGCGGAAACAUUUAGCAGCAAUUGUGCUGUCUUGGCUCUUGAUGAGCCGACAACCAAUUUGGAUCGCGUUAAUAUAAUAUCCCUUUGCGAUGCUCUCAAUCGCAUUGUCGAUGAGCGGGAAUCGCAUGCCAAUUUUAUGCUUAUUAUCAUUACCCACGAUGAGAAUUUUAUAUCCUCUAUGGGUAAAUUGAGCACUUAUCAUCGUGUAUACCGUAACGAUGAAACCAAAUCGGUUAUACGCAAAGUUAAUUUGGCGGAAUAAAUGAAAAGUUAAAUGUCUUUUUUCCAUUUACUCUAAUUUUUUUAUCUAAA
Molecule: messenger RNA, 4125 nt
Organism: Drosophila willistoni
Lineage: Eukaryota; Metazoa; Arthropoda; Insecta; Diptera; Drosophilidae
Gene: rad50
Product: DNA repair protein RAD50
Exons: 9
Coding region: 113-4075 (1320 amino acids)
Biological process (GO): double-strand break repair; chromosome organization involved in meiotic cell cycle; telomere maintenance via telomerase
Cellular component (GO): Mre11 complex; condensed nuclear chromosome; nucleus
Molecular function (GO): ATP hydrolysis activity; single-stranded telomeric DNA binding; double-stranded telomeric DNA binding
Source: RefSeq, a predicted model, not a curated record